Anguilla anguilla (European eel) is the source of this 986-nucleotide messenger RNA. Its product is annotated as actin-related protein 2/3 complex subunit 5-like protein. The record is from RefSeq and is a predicted model, not a curated record. Gene Ontology annotation, biological process: regulation of actin filament polymerization; cell migration; Arp2/3 complex-mediated actin nucleation. Bases 278 to 730 code for a protein of 150 amino acids. Gene Ontology annotation, molecular function: actin filament binding. Gene Ontology annotation, cellular component: actin cytoskeleton; Arp2/3 protein complex; cytoplasm. Lineage: Eukaryota; Metazoa; Chordata; Actinopteri; Anguilliformes; Anguillidae. The transcript is spliced from 4 exons.
UACAUCCUGGUAAACGGAGUUGUGUGACAGCGGGGAGAAUGUGCAUGAGAGCGGAGAUCCAGAGAGCAGCCGUCACACUCGAGUGACAGUGGGAGUGGGGCUAACGUUACAGGAGUCAAACUGUUUAUGUUAUGCUGUCGAGGUGACACGCCAACAAGGCGGUCUGUAUUGCAGCUUAUUGCAGUACAGUUUUAUCCUACCAAGAACAGUGUAGGAGUGGACUAGUUAGCGUGAGCCGGUCAGCUAGCUUGCGAUUUCUCUUUCCUAAGUGGUCCCCAUGGCGAAAAACACACUCUCGUCGCGGUUUCGGAGGUUUGACAUCGAUGAGUACGACGAGAACAAAUUUGUGGACGAGCAGGAGGAGGCGGCUGAGCAACAAGGACCGGACGCCGCCGAGGUAGACAAUCUAAUCAGGCAAGGAGAAAUGAUGACAGCUUUUCACAUUGCGCUGAGGAACCCUCCAAUCAACACCAAGAACCCGGCAAUCAAGGAGAGAGCCCAGGCAGUAGUACUGAGGGUGCUCACCUCCUUCAGGAGCGCGGAGAUCGAGACGGCUGUUAAAUCCCUGGACAGGAACGGGGUGGACCUGUUAAUGAAGUACAUCUACAGGGGCUUCGAGAAGCCUUCGGACAACAGCAGCGCCAUCCUGCUUCAGUGGCAUGAAAAGGCUUACGCCGCAGGAGGUUUAGGAUCCAUCGUGCGAGUUCUCACCGCCAGGAAGACCGUCUGACAGACGGACACGCCGAGCCGAGGCGGAGGAGGAGGAGGACUGAGGGGAGGGCCCAGGGACGCACUGCUGAAAGCGCAUCACUACACACAGUUACUGCUUUCCCCCCCCGGGACACAAUCGAAUCAAAAACGCGGGAGGAGAAAAGUAAAACGACGGGUUCGCGAGGGGAAAUACUCUUGUAUUUAAUGUACAUUAUUAUUAUUUUCUAUAUCGUGAAAACAUGGUCUUGGGCAUCAUCCUGACAUGCUGUUUUUUU